GUGAAGAGAGUCUGAGUGGGUGCGGGCAGCGGGGCAGGUGCAGGUGGGUGCAAAUGAGAGGGAGCCCCCCCUCUCUCUCUCUCACGUGCUGAGAGGACUGGGGGAGGGGCUCCUCCCUUGGGCGCCCCCCCCUUCCCAGGGAUCUCCCGCCUCCUGCAGCAUCCAGCGAAGCCCCGGCCGCGUGCCCAGAUGCCGGCUGGAGGGGGGCGUUGACGGCCGCGGUUUCCUGGGUUGUGCCUCGGGAGGGCCGGGCCCGGGUCCUCCUCCUCCUGCUGCUGCAGCCGUCGAGGCGCUCUGUCCGGGGGCGGCCUCGCGGGCAUGGCCGGGGGGGAGCUGGGCCGGGGCCUGUGCGUGGUGAGCGGGGCGUCGCGGGGGCUGGGCCGGAGCGUGGCGCGGGCGGUGGCGGCGCGGCUGGCGCCCGGCUCGGCCCUGCUGCUGGUGGCGCGCUCGGCGGCGGCGCUGGGCCGGCUGGAGGGGGAGCUGGCCGCCGCCUGGGGCCCGGCCCUGCGCCUCCGCGCCCUGCCCGCCGACCUGGCCACCGACGCCGGCCUGGCCGCCGCCCUCCACGCCGCCCGGGACCUCUGGCCCGCCGACGCCGCCCCGCCCGACGGGGGCCCCCCGCGCCGCCUGCUGCUGCUCAUCAACAACGCCGCAACUCUCGGUGAUAUUUCCAAAGCCUUUGUAGACUUCACCAGCCCAGCUGAAGUCAACAGCUACCUGAACCUCAACGUCACUUCGGCGCUGUGCCUGACGUCCUCCAUCCUGAAGGCCUUUCCUGCAGAGCCGGGCUUGUGCCGGGUGGUGGUGAACAUCUCCUCACUCUGCGCCCUGAAGCCCUUCAAGACGUGGGCCCUGUACUGCACCGGGAAGGCUGCUCGGGACAUGAUGUUCCAGGUUCUCGCAGCGGAAGAGCCGGACGUCAGAGUGCUGAACUACGCACCAGGCCCCCUGGACACCGACAUGCAAGAAUUGGCCCGCACCAAGUCUGGAGAUCCGGAAAUGCGGGAGCAGUUCCUGCUCAUGAAGCAGACGGGGCAACUGCUGGACUGUGAUGUUUCCUCUCAAAAGCUGCUGACCCUCCUUCUGGAGGACACGUUUGAGUCAGGGGCGCACAUCGACUUCUUUGACGCCUGAGGGGCCAGGCUCUUAUCAGGCUCCUGCCCCCCCCCCCCACACACACACGCAGGUCCUUCCAGCUGCUGCCCAAAAGUGUUGUCUUGUCUCUGUGUGUGUUGUGUGGAGCCUUCCUCAUGAACACCCCUCAUUCCCCCCCCCCCGACUCCCACCCAAUAUGAAGCAAGAGGUCUGGGGUAAGAGUGGGCUGGCAGAAGGAGACCCUCUCUCUUUUUGGCGUCCCUCACACAGGGGACGCUCCUGGCUGUGCACGUGGAGCAGCAGCGGUUCAGGGCCCCUCCCCCAGCCAGCCGUUGCUCGGAGGCCGCCGUGGAGUAAAUGCAGAGCAGCUAAGGAAGGAGUGGUGUGAGUCCACCGGAACUCUGCUGCCACCUCCUUCAGGGGUCUGCAGUUUGGGGGGAGGCAGCUGCUGGGAUCUGGGUUUCCCCAGGGUGGUCCUUGUCAAGGGCAUGGCUGUGCUCCAAAGAACUCCCUCCAUGCAAAGCGAGAGGUCCAGGGCCUGCUGAAUGCAGCAAGUAUUUUUUAAAAAAUAAUAUUACCCUUAACUAACCACACAGUGCCUCUGUAGCCAUUAGGAAUAUGGCAGCCCAAAUCCCCACUGCCCCCCUUGGUGAGAAUGGGGCUCGUGGGGCAACGCUGGGGAAGGACUCUUCACUUGGAUCCCCCAAAGUGUCUGUCAGUCUCUGCUGAUUAGCUCUGUGCCUGAUGGCUUUGCAGCGCAUCCCCCCCCCCCCCUCAUAGCCAGUGAAUUGAAUUCUUCUGAGUCAAAUUGGGUUUCCCGUAGAAAUAUACGUUGCAAAUCAGUGAUAUGUUUGUUUUCACCAUAUGUCCAUCUUUUCAAGGAUGUAAUAGUGAGCUUUCCUAGUGGAGUAAAUCUCUAUUCUGCAGAAA
Sphaerodactylus townsendi is the source of this 2025-nucleotide messenger RNA. It is a transcript of the gene SPR, whose product is annotated as sepiapterin reductase. Gene Ontology annotation, biological process: tetrahydrobiopterin biosynthetic process. Gene Ontology annotation, molecular function: sepiapterin reductase (NADP+) activity. Lineage: Eukaryota; Metazoa; Chordata; Lepidosauria; Squamata; Sphaerodactylidae. The transcript is spliced from 3 exons. The coding region runs from base 319 to 1134 and encodes 271 amino acids. The record is from RefSeq and is a predicted model, not a curated record.